Messenger RNA from Cyphellophora europaea CBS 101466, 654 nucleotides. RefSeq lists its product as uncharacterized. Gene Ontology annotation, biological process: intracellular copper ion homeostasis; mitochondrial respiratory chain complex IV assembly. Gene Ontology annotation, molecular function: copper chaperone activity; copper ion binding. The transcript is spliced from 2 exons. Gene Ontology annotation, cellular component: mitochondrial inner membrane. Lineage: Eukaryota; Fungi; Ascomycota; Eurotiomycetes; Chaetothyriales; Cyphellophoraceae. The record is from RefSeq and is a predicted model, not a curated record. Bases 1 to 654 code for a protein of 217 amino acids.
AUGAUAUUCUACUUCCAGUACGAGAAACAGCGAUUGGAGCGAAAGAGAAUCGUGGAGAUGAGUAAGGGCUAUGGCAAGCCUAAGGUGGGAGGGCCGUUCCAGCUGCGUGACGUGGAUGGCAAAGAGUAUACGGAAAAAGACCUAUUGGGCAAAUAUACACUGAUCUACUUCGGCUUCACCCACUGCCCGGAUAUUUGCCCCGACGAGCUCGACAAGAUGUCUGAAGCCAUCGACAUUAUCCAGAAACAAGCCCCCAACGCGCUGCGUUCGAUCUUCGUCUCCGUUGACCCAGCGCGCGACUCUCCCGAGGUUCUCCGUUCCUACGUUGAUGAGUUCCAUCCCUCGCUCAUAGGCCUGACGGGAACCUGGCAGCAGGUCAAAGAAAUGUGCAAACAAUACCGCGUAUACUUCUCAACACCGGCGGAGCUCAAGCCUGGCGAAGAGGACUACUUGGUGGACCACAGCAUUUACUUUUACGUGAUGGACCCAGAAGGCGACUUCGUGGAGUGUAUUGGAAGACAGGACACACCGGAGAGUGCGGCGGGCAUUGUGCUGCAGCAUAUCAAGGACUGGAAGCGCGAGGGCAAGCCUAUUGACACCACGCCGCUACCAUACUUGACGCAGAAGGCAGCUGUAGCAGUGACUCGUGCUUGA